AUGCGCCGUUUGCACGAGAGGUCACGGGUCAGAGUUGGGAGGUUCCCCAAUCAGAUAAGUUGCUUAUUGUUCUUGAAGAGAGCUACACUAAGUGCGCCCGAGACAAGCGGAGUACAGAGUCCAAGAGACGGGCAGCAUCGAUGGAUUAAAGCUAUCAAGACUCUUCACGGGAACAUGAUGCCAGCCGUGGAAAACAUUCCAAGUGAUACAUCGCACCUGUUGCGGGAAAUACUUCAGAACAAAGGAAAGAACUUGAACAAUAAUGAUCCUAACAAGAGUAUGCAUGUGAUGAACCACGGACACAAUCCUUCUGAAGCCAGUUCAGCCAUUAUGAUGUCUCACAGUGAAAAUGUUUCCGUUGAUGGGGAUCAUGUCUCAGAUGACCUUGACCCUCAGGUGGACAGUGAGAUGGAGAGUGUGGGUGAGGAGGAGCAGGAUAUGGGUGAGCAGAAAGAUGGAAGUUUCGGGGAGUGGCAGGCAAAUGACAGUAAAGAAGCCAAGAGAGCUCGUGUUGAAAAUAUUUUGUCGAGUAUGAGACAAGUGCCAUCAGACAAUGAAGAUGUGCCUUCUCUUAAGGCCAUGGAAGUCAAGAGACCUAAACGCAAACAGCUCCAGCCUCAGCAGCAUGAUGGUAGUAAUGGCAGCUCGGAGGGGAAGUAUCGCAAGGUGGAGCAGAUGGCCCUCCAGGAACACAUUCGCCAGCUUCAGCAGCAGCUCCAGGCGGUCAAGCGAAAGUGUGACCAGUUGUGUGACGAUGACCUUCCAGCAGAUGAGCGAUCUGGUGACAUGAAUCACAAGAGAUCUGAUGAGGUCAUUUCUAGCAAAGACCAAAAUGGGGUCAGUAAGUCACCAGUACGGGACGACUUUUUCCCUAUGAGAAGGUCCGAGUUGGACUUGCGACAUAUGCAGCAGCUACUUCAGGACCAUGAUCGCUUUGACAAGCUGACCAGUAGUGCUCUCUCCGUUCAACACAUUGGAGACAUGCACAGUGUGAUGGACUCAUUAAAAACUGAAAUAAUUGGAGCCAUUACCAAGGUGGUGGAAAAUGUGAUGAGUAAGAUGAUAGAGAAGCAUGCUGUGAAAGACAAUGUCGAAACUAAGAAAACAGUAGUGGAGGAGGUGGAGAAGGUUUUGCAUGCUCCCAAUCCAGAACGUAAGAGCAACAACAAUACGCCUAAAUCUGAUCCUUUUUCUGACGCCUCUUUGGGCAGGCUCGGCGAGAAGCUGAGUGCUUUUGAAACAAUUACCAGAGACAAUGAUUUAGUAGCUCGUUCUCAACAUGUUCCUCCUCAUGUGCCUUUUCCCCAUUUUCCCUACUACAUGCCGACACAAGUGCUGCCUCCUCUGUACGCCCAGGAACCGGAACAGACAGAGGCACUUCCUCUUAUAGUCAACACACCGAAGAAAAAACGUACGAAAGUGACCGAUACGCGUCUCUCUCCUCGUGCUAAAGCUGCCCUUCUUCAGGACAGUACUCCAAGUUCCUCUCAUCAUCUUGACCUUGAACGACAUUUCCAGUCAUAUCCACACUUCCUGCCACCAAUGUUACCAACAAGUGUCGCCAUACCGAACCCUGGUCUUCAGCAGUCAGACAUUCUCGCCUUUAGUUCGCUACGGGAUAACUGUUUCCCGGAUCACCGCCUACAUAGCCACUCUCCGCCCAAUGACUCUGGCUCUCCGCGGUCCCCCUCCGAAGCCUUCUCUCACAUGGGGAAGUCCGACAUGUUUGAUGUAUCUCCCAGCAGUGAUAUGGAUGGGCAGAUGCAGAUGACCAGUAAUCUAACACCCAUGCACUUACGGAAGGCCAAGUUGAUGUUCUUCUUUGUACGCUACCCAAGUUCAGCCAUUCUCAAGAUCUACUUCCCCGACAUCAAGUUCAACAAAAACAACACCGCCCAGUUGGUGAAAUGGUUCAGCAACUUCAGAGAGUUCUACUACAUCCAAAUGGAGAAGUUUGCCCGUCAGUCGAUUGCGGAAGGAUGCAAGCAUCUCGAGGAUCUUGUGGUGACGGGAGACUCGGAACUCUAUCGAGUUCUUAAUCUGCACUACAACCGCAACAACCAGAUUGAGGUGCCAGAGACAUUUCGGAUAGUGGUACAGUCAACAUUACGAGAAUUCUACCGAGCUAUCUCUGCCAACAAGGAUACGGAGCCAUCUUGGAAGAAGGCUAUCUAUAAGGUCAUUGCCAGAAUGGACGACGCAUUACCCGAUUUUUUCAAAUCAGCAAACUGGCUGGAACGUCUUGGAGAUGCAUAGACAAUUUACAUUUUUCAUCGCAUAUAGAGGUACCAUUUGCGUAAAUCAGCUGGAGUGACGAGAUGCAAGAAUGCCAGUUUCCUAUUGCACGGCUUCUGAUUCGUCAUAGGAUGGUGCCUUGUUUCAAGGCAGUUGAAGUUACAAACAUUGACCCUGAAAAAGGAUUAUUAAAUAUAAACAUGUGUUUAUAAAGAUAUUUAUUUAUUUGUUCAUCAUGUGACAACAAGAAUAUGGAAAAUGCAUAUUUAUUGCUCUUUUUAUAAUUCAGAGAUAAUAUCCAUAAUUUUUAUCAAGUGCUAUGAUUAAUAUUUUAAAUAUUUUUCACUGUUUUUUGACAUGUAACUAUUGCACGAAAUAAUGCAUAAUUGACAAUAUCCAAUAUUGUGGGCAAUACCACCAAGGAGCAUAAUGUGGGAGAUAAUUGUGAAGUCAGACAUAAUGUUUCAAGAAAUGGUCGUUAAUUCGUUAAUGGUCGACAUGAUGUUGCAUACAGUUGUUGCUGAGUUUCGCCGUUACAUACUCUAGUCACUUCAAGCAAUGUGUUCAUCUGCAUCCUGGUCCUUCAGUACAUGAUGUUUAUCUGUGUUCUGUUUUCAUUUCUCAGAUCUGCAUGACAGAUUGUGUAUAUACACAUAAGUUAUAUAGUUUUUGUUGACCUCACAAAAUGCUUCGGACUAAACUGUCUACACUUAGUCCGGACACCAUCUUUGUCAUCACCGUGUUCACCUUCAUAACACUUUUCUCCAGUUCUUUUGCAUUGCUUCUCAAUAAUUCUUUUGCGCAAACAAUCCAUAACUUUGAAGCUUCAUUAUGCGUAACCAUGGUAACUUGUUAAAUUGUGAUCUGCUAUUGUUAAACGUUCCAUACAAUUUCCAACUAAUGCUUGAUUCAAAUCUCCAGGACGAUCAGAAAAUGUUAUAAGGAAUGCAGAAGUUGAUCUUGACCCAAAUGAUAUUACCGAAUUUGUUUUGUUUAUAUUUUGUUGUUAUAAAGAUCAAAGAUCAAAACCAACCGAAUCAAAUAUAUGUGAAAGUUCACUUUGAAUUAGAUCUAACAUAAUCAAAAUGUGUCGUAAUAAUUAGAUCAAAUUAAUUCAACAUAUUUUUGUUAGUUAAAGGGCUUCAACUAAAAUCAAGCUAGGAGUUGACCAUGUUUUCUUGAUAUGUAAUUAUUUUAAUAAUUCUGUAAUAAUCUCAAACAUGUUCAUUGUUAGAUAAUCUCAUAUUCACAAUAUUUGGAGCUAUCACCCCUCCUCAUCCCAUAAAGGCCAAGUACUGAUUUUGAACAUCAGAUAACUCAUGUCUAUUCCUUCUUUCACACAGCGGUAUUCAAUUAACAGACAUUAAAUUUAAAUUAACAGAAUUGAUAAUAGAGGUUUGAGGUAACGAAGAUUGUACUCGUCAAUUUAACAAAGAAUAACAUCAAUGCGCUGAAACUCAGUCACACGGUAUAAAUGUUUUAAAUCCUGGCUUUUUCCUUCAUGGUAUUUUUAGUUUAACUGUUCAUUAUUUACCUAAAAACGAAUUACCUUUGUAAUUUUUUAGAUGUUUGUUCAGACGAUUGUUGCUGACUUGAAAGAUGGAGAAUAGGGAGAAUAUGAAUCUGUGUUUAACAAACUAGGAUUCUUUGUUCAAAAUCAGUCGCUCCAAGUCCUUUUUCUCUCUGCAUCACUUAGUCAGAUGUCAUCGAGAGAAACGUGCAAUGACCUUUCCCGAGAUCUCUGUAAGCUAAGGUAGACAUUUGUAGACAGUGAUUUGUUUAUUUUCAAAUGCAUAUAAUCUGCUAGCUGAUAUAGUGUGUAGAAUAGUAUGUGCGAGCAAUGUUCAAACCUUUUAUCAUAUGCAUGAAUGAGCAUAAUAUUGAACUAUUUCUUACAAUGUGUUUUUAGAUUCUAGUUUUUCUAGCAUUAUUUGUGUUGCUAGGUGAUAACUUGUAUGGUAUACAAGUGUAUAUAUACAUGCACAGAUAGAUGAAUCAGCAUCUUUUACAUGGGAACAUGUCACCGUUUUAUUUCAUGCUUGAAACUAGUAUCCAUAGCAACUAGCUUUCACUACAAGUAUAUACUUUGUGCAAUAAUAGUGCAGGACUUCCAAUACCAAAGGGUUUAUGACAAAUCAUAUUCCAUCACAUCCAGGGGAUGUAGCUAAGAUUAAACUUUGAAAAUGCAUGACAAAAUAAUGUAGUGAAUAAUUAUUUUGAAGGACAUUAUUGUGGAAUUUGUGUGUUUUGUUUAUAGUACAUGUAUUGAACUACGAGAACAGAAAAUGGUUUGAGAUACCCUUUAAUCACUUCUAGAUCAGAAACUAUGCGCACACUCCUGGUACAGGAAGUAGUACGCUGUGGAUAUUGCACCAUAUUGUGCAACCGAUGCUAGUGAUUGGUUGCACUUUGUGCAAUAAUGGGGUUGCAACAGCAAUUAGUCAGUGUAACUUUACAGGUUGGGUGCAUUUGGUGCAACUUGAACGUGUGGUUGCAUUUGGUGCAACUUGCAACGUAAACGUGUGGUUGCAUUUAGUGCAACUUGAACGUGUGUUUGCAUUUAUUGCAACAUGAACGUGUGGUUGCAUUUGGUGCAACUUGCAACAUGAACGUGUGGUUGCAUUUGGUGCAACUUGAACAUGUGUUUGCAUUUAGUGCAACUUGAACGUGUGGUUGCAUUUAUUGCAACUUGAACAUGUAGUUGCAUUUAGUGCAACUUGAACAUGUGGUUGCAUUUAGUGCAACAUUCCUCUGCUUAGGAUUAGUGCAUCUUACUCACCUGUUGGCUGCACAUGGUCGAAGUCCGGCAGGGGAGUUACUUGGACCCUGUGGUUUCUGACUUCGCUUACUUGACUGUGUUGUUUUUAUUUAUUUCUCAUUGUUUUGUUGUGAACAUGUCCAUUGGUGCCAUGCAGUCUUUGCUCAACACUGCGGUAGUCUAACCAGUGUCCCUAGUCGGACGUAUACGGAUCAGGAGAAUUCCAUUGAACUAGUCGUCUUUGUCGUGGUAGAGUAGGAAGCAUAAUACUUUAUAUUUGUCUAUAAUUUUUUGUUUGAAAACUCAUGUCCGAUAUUUACCAUUCCAAAUGAUGUCAUUUACACUAUUAUAAGUAUGUGUGAAAUUAAUUCUAUUUUGAGGUUGAAGUCGUGUAUUAUUAAAUAUCAGCCUUGUUCCUUUGUAUAUACACUACUGUGAGACUUUUGUUGCCUUUUCCUUGCUGGCGGUCAGUAUGUGGUCAACUACUGACCCUGCAAGACGUCAUUAUCUACUCCCAAUGUUGUUAUUGCCGGCCUGUAUAAGCCAGCUCUGUGUGAAGGUUGUGGGGAGAUAACUCUUGUAGUUAGGAAUGCAUGCAACUUGUUGGGAAACAAAGAAAACAAUUAGUGACACAUAUUUUGAACCUAUGUGAUUAUUUUUUUAUUUUUAAUACUCAGUUAUCUUUUCCCAGCACACAUUUAAAAGAUUUUAUUCUCAAAAUUCAAUUAAUCUCUUUAAUGUGUUGACAAUAGUUUAUUGAGGACGUUGAGACUACAAUAUUCAAGUUAUUUCACCAUAUGUCAUGUUUUGACGUUGAGAUUGAAACUCUUCCUAUGUAUUAAUUGACUUAUGACUUGCAAAACAAAUAUAUAUGUGCCAUUAUUGUUUUUAGGAUGCAAAUAUUUCAGCAACACUUUGUUUUCCAUCAGGUUAUUGAAUGAAAGAAGGUGAUGUAAAAUUCACCCAAAUUGUUUUCCCAGUUUAAUUAAGUUGGUGAUUUGUGUAGAACUCCAUGCCUCCUUCCUGAUCUUGUGGAGCACCGGACAUUUCCUGGUGCCCACGCCCCUGUCAGGCGGAUGGUCCUCCCAUCGACACCAUGGGGAUACCUCUAAUACAACGUUGUGAACAACGUCCGCAGUGACGUCCACCAGCGUUGGCGAGGUUGAUCCAAGUUGGGUGUGGUCAGUCAACUGUGACUGGGAGAAAUUUGCCUUUCCACCUUUUCUAUAUUUUCCUAACUUUUACAUGAUAAUAUUGUAGCUGUUAUCAAAUAAAUACUUCUAAAUAA
Molecule: messenger RNA, 6281 nt
Organism: Haliotis rufescens (red abalone)
Lineage: Eukaryota; Metazoa; Mollusca; Gastropoda; Lepetellida; Haliotidae
Product: homeobox protein prospero-like
Exons: 5
Coding region: 1-2256 (751 amino acids)
Biological process (GO): regulation of transcription by RNA polymerase II
Cellular component (GO): nucleus
Molecular function (GO): DNA-binding transcription factor activity, RNA polymerase II-specific; RNA polymerase II cis-regulatory region sequence-specific DNA binding
Source: RefSeq, a predicted model, not a curated record